UUAUAUAAUUUGAAUAUAACUUAUGAGAGUCAAAUUUCCAUAUAAUUAUUAAUUACAUCCUUGAUUAAUAAAUAAUAAGUUUUAUUUUAUUUAUUUAUUUUUUUCUGGAAGUUUGACACGUCACUUCACUUCCCCGCGAGAUGAAGCCCUAACUUCCCACCCCCUGUUUUAGUGUUUUUCACUUCCAUUUUUUUUUUUCUUUGACACAGAGAACAAGACGGCGCGAAGCAAAUGUCGCGUCGUGAAAUUCGGGAAUCCGACUCCAAUCGCCAUCGUUCCAGAUUCGAUGGAGAAUCCAGUCCCAAGAGGUCAAGGAGGGACAGGAAAACAUUAGAGGAGAAGUUAUCUAGAAACUCUAGUUCUCAUGUUGAAGAUAAUAAAGAUCGGGAUCAGAAACAUG
Messenger RNA from Cucurbita pepo subsp. pepo (vegetable marrow), 400 nucleotides. Lineage: Eukaryota; Viridiplantae; Streptophyta; Magnoliopsida; Cucurbitales; Cucurbitaceae. The record is from RefSeq and is a predicted model, not a curated record.